Molecule: messenger RNA, 2059 nt
Organism: Panicum hallii
Lineage: Eukaryota; Viridiplantae; Streptophyta; Magnoliopsida; Poales; Poaceae
Product: probable dolichyl pyrophosphate Glc1Man9GlcNAc2 alpha-1,3-glucosyltransferase
Exons: 4
Coding region: 109-1656 (515 amino acids)
Biological process (GO): protein N-linked glycosylation
Cellular component (GO): endoplasmic reticulum membrane
Molecular function (GO): dolichyl pyrophosphate Glc1Man9GlcNAc2 alpha-1,3-glucosyltransferase activity
Source: RefSeq, a predicted model, not a curated record
CCGUUCUGUAGCGGCCCAACAAACCCCAAGACCCGCGUAGGACGCAGCCCCUCCCGUCCCCACCACUCCCGAGAUCUCCAACCCGAACCACCCACCCGCGCCGCCCAGAUGGCCGCCGGCACCUCGCCGGUGACGGCGGCGUUGGCGGCCUGGGCCUUCGCCGUCGCAACCUGCGUCAAGCUCCUCCUCGUCCCCACCUACCGCUCCACCGACUUCGACGUGCACCGCUACUGGCUCGCCCUCACGCACGCGCUCCCCGCCCGGCAGUGGUACACCGACGCCUCCUCCCAGUGGACGCUCGACUACCCGCCCUUCUUCGCCUACUUCUCCCGCCUCCUCUCCCUCCCCGCGCCGGUCGUCGACGUCACCCUCGUCUCAAUCCCCGUGGCCGACUCCCCGCCCUUCGCACAUCUCCUCUACCUCCGCCUCACCGUCGCUUUCUCCGAUCUCCUCCUCCUCGGGUCCGUCCUCUUACUGGCAAGGGACGCGCGGCAGAGGCAGCGGCCGUUCCUCGCUCUCGCGCUCGUCCUGUGGUCGCCGGCGCUGCUCGCUGUCGACCACGUCCACUUCCAGUACAAUGGAUUCCUCAUGGGGCUUCUGCUGCUUUCGCUCUACUUUCUCGAGCAGGGGUGGGAUCUGGCCGGGGGAGUCGUGUUCGCUUCGUUGCUGUGCUCGAAGCACCUGUUCCUCGUGGCUGCGCCGGUGUACUUUGUGUAUUUGUUCCGGCAUUAUUGCUGUGGCCGAGGUGUCGUGAAGGGGCUAGGAAGGCUGGUGCUGAUGGGUGCUGGAGUGGCUGCUGUUUUUGCCGCAGCAUUUGCCCCCUUCGUGUACUAUGGACAGAUUCAACAACUAUUUAACCGAUUGUUUCCCUUUGGCCGAGGCCUAUGCCAUGCUUACUGGGCUCCAAACUUUUGGGUAUUCUAUAUAAUACUUGACAAGGUCCUUGCAUUUCUUCUUAGAAGACUAGGCUUCAAUAUUGCCAUACCUGAAGCUUCAUUUACCGGGGGGCUUGUUGGUGAUUCAUCUCCUUUUGCUGUUCUUCCCAAGGUCACCCCAAUUACUACGUUCUUAUUGGUCAUACUUGCCAUGACUCCAUGUCUUGUCAAAGCAUUGUCUAAUCCCCAAACCAAGCAUAUUGUUAGAUGGGUUUCAUAUGCUUGCACAUGUGGAUUUAUGUUUGGAUGGCACGUACAUGAGAAGGCAUCACUUCAUUUCACUGUCCCGCUUGCCCUAAUUGCCAUGGAUAGCUUGAACGAUGCCAGACAUUACUUUUUCCUAUCUAUAGUUUCAUGCUACUCUCUAUUCCCGCUGCUGUUUGAGAAACAAGAGUACCUGAUAAAGGUGAUGCUGCUGUUGACCUACGCUGCCCUCAUGUGGGUAGGUUUUACGUCACAUUUUGCUGCAAACUCUGACCAGGAAGGAAAGAAAGUAAAUCGGUCAGGAAGCACAGUGAAGACGAAGGGCUUCGUUGGAUGGAUUGGUUUAAGCUAUCUUUUGGGAAUUGGAGCUAUAGAGUUAUGGUCUCAAGUAUUGCACCGUCAUGUAUUUGGCGAUAGACUCCCCUUCCUACCUCUCAUUAUGGUGUCGUUCUAUUGUGGAGUUGGAAUGAUUUACUCCUGGAUGUGGCAGCUCAUGUAUAUAGUCAGACAUACAUGAUAUAUAACCAGUGACUUAUAGAAGCAUUCAUUUGCCUUUCUUGGGUUGAGACUAACUGUGAUGACAUGCUGCCUGGACUAAUGUAUCUGACAAACAUUGUCAUGACUGGGAUGGCCUUCUCAUAGUUUCUGAAGUCAUUGUUUGUUUGAAAGAAAUUUUGGAGAUGCAGUGUCUUUUUGGAGAUGUAAUGUCUUUUUGGAGUUGUGUGAUAGUGUCAUGAUGUAAUGUUACUUUCUGUAACAGAGCUGUAUGUAACAGCUUGCUUCAUAGGUCGGUUCCUUUUGUUUCCCGCAUGUUUAUGAUUUUCAUAGCUUGUGACUGCUGCCCCGACCGCCGAGCAAUUGUGUGUAUGAUGUAUCAAUUAUUCAAUUUCAUAGGAAGAAAAGAAAAUAAACAGAAUGUA